Messenger RNA from Anopheles marshallii, 399 nucleotides. RefSeq lists its product as uncharacterized. The transcript has a single exon. NCBI's taxonomy places the organism in Eukaryota, Metazoa, Arthropoda, Insecta, Diptera, Culicidae. The record is from RefSeq and is a predicted model, not a curated record. Bases 1 to 399 code for a protein of 132 amino acids.
AUGACCAUCGUAAAUGUGAAACACCAGAACGUGUUGCCCCAACCGGCCGCGGCUACCUCUGGCGGUGUCGGCGGUGGCAUUAGUGGCAGCGCCAGCCUCACACACGGUGUGGGCGGCGGUGGCAACGGGCGCGGUGGUGGUAUCGGUGGUGGCCGCAUCAGUCCCUCCGCCAACAACUCCUCCACCUUCAGUAAGAUGCGUACCUCCGCGAAGCGGUGCCUGUUCGACACCCGGCCCGAUCCGAUCGACACCAAGCGGAUAUGCGACGAAAAUGACAAAGCCGAACGGCAGCGCGCCAUCAAGCGGUACGAGUUCGAUACGUACACCUGCCGCAGUGUGGCCUCCUCGAACAGCUCGUCAGCUUCGGCUGGACUGCACCAUCGCCAUCAUCACCAGUGA